CUGACAAAGAGGCACCAAUAAAUGGAAGAUUUGAAAAUAGAAAAUGUCAACCUGGAAAAAUCUGAAAACCUGGAGAGACACAGGACAGAUGGCUUCAGCAGCUCCAAAGCCCUGGUGGUACGAAGAGGAGCCCCAUUCAAAAUCAGUUUGCAACUGGAGGGCCGAGCCUUCAGCCCCAAGACGGACUGUCUGAGGAUCAAAGUGAUGAUAGGCCGCCUGUAUGUGGUCCUGCCGGUCACUUUCUCCAAGAAGGUUUCUUCCUCCUACUGGAGAGCCUAUGUUGACCCAAAUGGCCUGAACCCCAACAACCCCUCCAUAUACAUCACCUCUCCUGUCACAGCCUCAGUGGGCUGCUACAGAUUUCAGGUGUGCGUGUUCAGUCAGCACAACAAGAAGACCUGUGCGUUCGGCAGAUUCAUCCUGCUCUGCAACCCCUGGUGUCGUGAGGAUGCUGUGUACAUUCCCUUUGAGGACCAGAGAGAAGAGUACAUCCUGAACGACUCCGGGCUGCUGUAUAUAGGGACGGCGAUGAACGUUGUGUCAAGACCAUGGUCCUUUGAUCAGUUUGAGCCCGGUGUUCUGGAGAAGUGCCUGAAUCUGCUGCAAGUCAGCCCGCAGCACAAAAAGAACAAACGACGGGACUACCUGAACCGAAAAAACCCCGUCUACAUCAGCCGGGUCGUGUCUGCCAUGAUCAACAGCGAGGACGACAGCGGCGUGCUGAAGGGGAAAUGGACAGGUGACUACAAACAAGGUGUUAAUCCCUCCCUGUGGACUGGGAGUGGGGAGAUCUUGACGCAGUGGGCUGAGUCUGGGUACAGUCCGGUCAAGUAUGGACAGUGUUGGGUGUUUGCAGCAGUCAUGUGCACAGUCAUGAGAGUUCUUGGCAUUCCUUGUCGUGUCGUUACAAACUUCAACUCCGCUCACGACACCAAUAGCAACCUGAGGAUCGAGGAGUUCUACAGUGAGACGGGGCAGAAGCUGAACAUCAGCAAAGACAGCAUAUGGAACUUCCACGUGUGGGUGGAGUGCUGGAUGACUCGCCGAGAUCUGGGACGUGGAAUGGAUGGCUGGCAGGUCCUGGACCCGACCCCCCAGGAGAGGAGCGGAGGAGUGUUCUGCUGCGGCCCAGCCCCGGUCAAAGCAAUCAAGGAUCGCCGUAUCGACCUGGUUUUUGACAUUCCCUUUGUCUACGCCGAGGUGAAUGCCGACAUCCACUAUUUUAUAAUGAGCAAGGGUCGUAUGGUCAGCCACAGCAAGGACACUGAGAAAGUGGGAUCCUUAAUCUGCACCAAAGCUGUUGGCUUCCCCAGAUACCAGAACAUCACAGGAGACUACAAACACAUCAGAGGCGCAACUUCAACACUUUCAUCAAGAAGCUCCACAGUGUCAGACGACUCAACGUUAGCAAGAGGCUCAUCCAAGGGGGUGUCGGUCUCUCUGACCCUGGAUAAAGCUCCUGUUGCCGGGGUGCCCAUCUGCUUCACGGUGAAAGUCUUCAACAAGCAGAAGAUUGCCAAAAUCAUGAAGGUGCAUCUCAACGCCCAGGCUAAAGAAUACAACAACAGCCCCUCAGACACCUUCUGGGAAUCCCAUGGUGUCAUACAGCUGGCACCCAUGGAGGGCAAAGUUCUUAACGAGCAAAUCCUCCCAGCCAAGUAUGAGGAUGUGGUGGGAGACGACCUGAUCAAUCUGGCAGUGGUCCUGGAGGAUAUGGGCAGUCAUGAGCGGGUCCUGGACUCAGAGGAGUUCAAUAUCGCCAGCCCAGAGCUCAACAUACAGAUUGCAGAUGAAGACUCAAUUGUGCCCAACAAAGAGCAGACCGCCACAGUGACCUUCACCAACCCAUUUUCUCACCCUGUGAGCGGAGUACUGACUGUAGCCGGGGCCGGGCUGAUCCAGAGAAAGGCUCACUACAGGAUGCUGUCACUGCGUCCAGGAGGAAAAGCAGAGCAACGCAUCACCUUCACCCCCAGCAAGGUGGGAACAAAGAUGCUGCAGGCCAGCCUGGCGCUCUCCAACAUGAACUCCACCAUCAGAGGCUUCAAGAUGGUCUCCGUCAACAAAGCUUAGGGCCCUUUUUGGGGGUUUUAUUUCGCUCAGGUGUCACGUCUAGGCACAAUACUGCUCAGCAUUGUUUCACUUCUUUAUUUAUGUUGUAAAAACUAAAACCUCACCCAACUGAAGCCAGAAGGUGGCAACCAGGUGGCAGCAUUCAUCGCAGGGGAAACACUUUGAUAACUGUUUUUAUAUUGCUUUGUAUGGUAUAAAUGUGAAUGUAAAUGAUAUUUAUUUAUUUAUU
Molecule: messenger RNA, 2302 nt
Organism: Epinephelus moara (kelp grouper)
Lineage: Eukaryota; Metazoa; Chordata; Actinopteri; Perciformes; Serranidae
Gene: tgm5l
Product: transglutaminase 5, like
Exons: 14
Coding region: 22-2073 (683 amino acids)
Biological process (GO): peptide cross-linking
Molecular function (GO): protein-glutamine gamma-glutamyltransferase activity
Source: RefSeq, a predicted model, not a curated record